This is a messenger RNA of Chrysemys picta bellii (western painted turtle), 2210 nucleotides long. Lineage: Eukaryota; Metazoa; Chordata; Testudines; Emydidae. The record is from RefSeq and is a predicted model, not a curated record.
GGUGUCAGCUGGCCCUCCCCUGCCCCCCAAGGCUCCACCAUGGGCUGUUGUUCCCUUCUGUCCUGGGGGGAUGCUGUGACUCCCCAGGGCUGGUGGAGGGGACCUGCAGGCACUUGGUUAGGUUCUGUAGGAUGCCCUGGGAGAAGGGCCACUGACCGAUCCCAGUAACCAGCAAAGAGCAGCUACAAACUGCCAAACGCUGUGGCCUCCGGCCCGCCACACAGUCCCUGUUUUGUGCUCACAGCCUGAGCCCAGUGGACAAACAGGGAAUGACUGUGCCACGGAGCCCUUGGUGCUGUAAAUACUGGCCCAGUGUGAUGGGUUGGGCUGUUGGGGCAGGGCAGAUCUACCGGGGGGUAUAGCAGGAUUCGGUAGGGCGGGGAUCCCAGGCUAAGUUCUUUGUUGCUCUGCUGUAGCAGGGCCCUUCCUGGCUAAGUCAAAGGAAGCCACCCUCAGGCUGGCGUAAGCACGGAGGUUAUAAUGGUACAACUAUACUAGUCAAAUCAGACCAGUGUUAGACACGUCUCCCAGCCCCUAGAGGGGCCGGUGUCGGAACCGGGAGGGAUUCGCUGUAGCAGAAGCAGUUUGCUUUGGGUUUCCACAGAGUGCCUGCUGGACCGGGGAUGGCCCCUCGUGGCUGAGAGGAGGAGCACUAUCUGGAAGCACUGCAGGUCACUGUGCCAGCCUGCGGGGAAGAUGAAUGGCUGGGUUUCACACACACUCUGCCUGUCCGUCAUCCUGGUGUCCCUGUUGAACAAUGUCCUUGCUUGGAGUAGUCAGGAUCUCCAUUGUGGAGCUUGUCGGGCCCUGGUGGACGAGCUGGAGUGGGAGAUCUCCCAGGUGGACCCCAAGAAAACCAUCCAGAUGGGGUCGUUCCGUAUCAACCCGGACGGCAGCCAGUCGGUCGUAGAGGUGCCCUACGCCAGAUCGGAAGCUCACCUGACGGAGCUGCUGGAGCGGGUCUGUGAGAAGAUGAAAGAGUAUGGGGAGAAGGUGGAUCCCUCCACCCACCGGAAAAGCUACGUCCGCGUGAUCUCCCACGACGGGACCAAGAUGGACCUUUCUGAGACCAAAAUGGACGGGGAUGUGACGACCCGCCUGAAGUUUGCGUGCGAGAGGAUCGCCGAGGAGUAUGAAGAUGAACUCAUUGAAUUCUUCUCCCGUGAGACCGACAACGUCAAGGAUCGGCUCUGCAGCAAGCGGACCGAUCUGUGCGACCAUGCCCUGAACAUCCCCCAUGAUGAGCUGUGAAGCACGAAGGCCUGGAUCAAACUGGACAUCCCCUGUAGCGGACUCCUCCCCUGCCCGCCGGCAUUGCCCUGGGACCCUCGCUGUGUGUCACCCGGAAACCCCAAUCUUCGCUUGGGGAGGAAAGCAGACAGCAGCUUCCUUCGGAGGGAAAGACGUUGUCCUUCUCCUGCCCCCUCGGGAUCGCUUGACUUUCAAUCUGCCUUUAGGCUGUCGAUGUUUCCUCCCUCGCCCCUUCCCUGAGGAGAUGGACAGAUGUUCCUGUAGGGUCCCGAGUCUGGAUUUGACCCCUCCUCCCCCUGCCCAAUUACUCUGGUGCUUUUAUGUUUUAUUUAUUUUGGUUGAGCUUCCACCGUACCGGUCUUGGGGUGGGAGUGUCAGCUCUUGGGAAGAGGAAGGGGGGCCAGGAACCAGGACUUCUGGGUUCUGUUCCAGCUCUGAGAGGAGAUGCUCUCUGGGGGGCAGAACCGGGCAUGGGCAUCAGGACUCCGAGUUCUAGACGGGCUGGUGGAGUGAGACCUCCUAGGUUUUAUUCUGAGCAGCAGUGUAGUCUAGUGGCUACAGUGCUGGGGCAGGAUUCAGGACUCGGGAUCUGUUCUGGCUCUGACGCUGUCUCACUGUGACUGUGGGCAACUCACUUCUCUGUGGCUCUUCUGAAGAGUGCGGGGGAAGGGGACUGCACUGAGACUUCUCCACCAUCAUCCGUCCAAAGGGGACACUUCCAGCCACCAGCAGCAGGACUUAUUGAGCUCCAAUGACCCGGCCGAGUCGGCGCUCUGCUAGCAACGUCUGCACGCGCAGGGUGGAGGGAUCCGGUUUUCCAGGGGGAGUCGUGUUACUUUGAAGGGCUUGUUUUUAAAUGUCUCAGGUCUGUUUCCUGAGGACCUCUUUCUAGGCUGCAGAUCGCUGUGAUCUCUGGCGCAGGGCAGGAGAAUAAACCUCUAGCCACGCUGCAGUUGGAA